AUGUCGUCUGUAAACGGAUGCCAAAGUGAACCAUCAUAUUCUGAUCGAACAGAAACACCUUCACGCAGUGUCACAAAUAUCAAGGAAGAGGCAGAGAAGGAGUACGAGCAGCUUCGAAGAAUUGAAGAGCGACUGAACCAGUUAGCAAAGACAUGUGUGCAAAGCAAUCUGCCUCAUGUUAUUCGAGAAAUACGAGCAACUAUCGAAAGUAAGCUGGCUGAGAUCCUCCCAGAAGCGGGUACAUCUGACGCGGUGCCGACAAGGAACCGUUUACGAACCAGACAAGAAGCAUUGCUGGAACUUGGUCAAUCUCCGGGUCCUAGUGCAGCUCGACCAGUUCACAAGAGAAUUAGCACUCCAGCUCAACAGGCUCGAUCGUCUUCCACCUCUCCAUCACAUACAGAUCCCAGUCGUGAACCAGUAGAUGCCAAGAAGAAGAGUAGUGAAGCAACACCGAAAUAUCAAGUUGAAGAGCAUGUGCUAAGUCGCAUUGCUGGAUUUGCUGCUGCAGUGGAAGCAUCUCGAAGGAAGCGAGUGCUUUUACCAACCUCUCUGGCUCGUGAGGAUGAUGUGACGGAUCGCGACUAUCUUGCUAGCAAGACAGACGGAGAAAUUCAGCGCAGAGAAGACGAAGCUUCCACUUCGAUGAGUAGGAGUUCGGCUUUGCAGUCAAACUGUGAAGUGGUCCAGAAGCAGCCGCCCGUAACCGAAUCAUCUGCUUCUGAUCAGGAAAAAAGGGAGCGUCGACGGGUUCUCAAGCGCAUUUAUGUAAGAAAAGGGCCACAGUGGGUACUAAAAAAAGUGGUUGUAGAGCCGACCGUUCCAAAUAGUUCUACCGAGGACGAACACACUUCAUCUUCUCACCAUAGUCGGGAAACCCAUAAAGACCAUGAGACCGAAGGAAUCGUAUCAAACAAAGAACCAAGGAAUGUAAAGCAUGUAAUAGUCAAAGCUAGUUCUGUUCCUCGCCUCAACUCCGUUGUGGAGGCAUCGAGUUCGAGGACCCAGGUGGAUCAAGGCCGGAAUGAGAUCAAAGGCGUUCCCGAAAACAGUUCUAUGGAACCACAAAAGAUCAUCGAGCGUGUCAUGGUCUCUGGUGAACGAUCAGUAAAGUCACCUGACCGGCGUAACAAAACGACGCCUCGUGAGGAUGCUUCCAAUGCAGCGAAGCAGUAA
Messenger RNA from Cooperia oncophora, 1176 nucleotides. Lineage: Eukaryota; Metazoa; Nematoda; Chromadorea; Rhabditida; Trichostrongylidae. The record is from the annotation of a GenBank genome assembly.